Cryptomeria japonica (Japanese cedar) is the source of this 1678-nucleotide messenger RNA. RefSeq names its product pyruvate dehydrogenase E1 component subunit alpha-1, mitochondrial. The coding region runs from base 233 to 1417 and encodes 394 amino acids. Lineage: Eukaryota; Viridiplantae; Streptophyta; Pinopsida; Cupressales; Cupressaceae. The record is from RefSeq and is a predicted model, not a curated record. Gene Ontology annotation, cellular component: intracellular membrane-bounded organelle. Gene Ontology annotation, molecular function: pyruvate dehydrogenase (acetyl-transferring) activity. The transcript is spliced from 8 exons. Gene Ontology annotation, biological process: pyruvate decarboxylation to acetyl-CoA.
UGCUCCACAUUCCAUUCAACGGGAGAAUCUUCGGCUAAACAGCAUUCAACUGACAUCAUCAUAAAAGUAAACAAACGCUGCCUCAAACAUCAGGUAGCACAAAUUUUCUAAACUCGCAGGCAAAUUGUAUGCCAUCGAAUCUCCUGCGAGCCUGAAAAACUUCUCGCAGCGGCCGAAGGAAGGCUCUGCACAAGGACGUUAUAAAAUCCGGGACCUGAAAUUCGCCAUAGCCAUGGCUCGAAACCCCGUCAAGCUUCUGCGCACAGCAGUAUCUUCAAAUCCGUUGUUAAGAGGCUCCCUGUCGGCCAGGCCCUUCUCUUCAACGGACAAUUCCACCCCUAUCGAAGUGGAAACCACUCUUCCUUUCACAUCGCACCAGAUCGAACCUCCCUCGCGCAUAGUGUCGACGACGGCUGCUGAGCUCUUAAAAUUCUACCGCGACAUGUUUUUAAUGCGGCGAAUGGAGAUCGCGGCUGAUUCUCUUUACAAAUCAAAGCUUAUCCGAGGGUUUUGCCACUUGUACGAUGGGCAGGAAGCCGUGUGCGCAGGUAUGGAGGCGGCUAUUACACGAAGCGACUGCAUCAUUACGGGCUACAGAGAUCACUGCCUUUUUUUGGGGCGCGGCGGGACGCUUAUGGAGGUUUUUUCGGAAUUGAUGGGGAGAAAGGAUGGGUGCUCCAAGGGUAAGGGCGGGUCCAUGCACUUUUAUAAGAAGGAGAAUGGCUUCUACGGAGGGCACGGGAUUGUGGGUGCGCAGGUUCCGCUGGGCUGCGGCCUGGCUUUUGCGCAGAAGUAUGACAAGGCGGAAGCGGUUACCUUUACCAUGUAUGGAGAUGGAGCCGCUAAUCAGGGCCAGCUGUUCGAGGCGCUCAAUAUUGCCGCCUUGUGGAAUUUGCCUUCUGUUCUUGUCUGCGAGAAUAAUCACUACGGAAUGGGGACUGCAGAAUGGCGAGCUGCAAAAUCACCUGCAUACUACAAGCGAGGAGAUUAUGCCCCUGGUCUUAAGGUUGAUGGUAUGGAUGUACUUGCCGUAAAGCAAGCUGUUAGUUAUGCCAAGGAGCAUGCAUUAAAGAAUGGACCACUUAUACUUGAAAUGGAUACCUAUAGGUAUCAUGGACAUUCAAUGUCAGAUCCAGGAAGUACUUACAGAACCCGAGAUGAAAUAUCAGGUGUUAGACAGGAGCGUGACCCAAUUGAAAGGGUACGGAAACUUGUACUACUCCAUAACAUAGCUUCAGCAGCUGAAUUGAAGGAUAUUGAAAAAGAGGCUAAGAAAGAAGUAGAUGAUGCAAUCGCCCUAGCAAAGGAAAGCCCAAUGCCAGAUUCUUCAGAGCUUUUCUCUCAUGUCUACGUUAAGGGAUUUGGAGUAGAGGCCUAUGGUGCCGAUAGGAAGGAUUUUAAAGGUUUAUUGCCUUGAUGAAUGCCAGACCUUUUCCAUUUUUUUGGUAUUAUCGGUGAGCAGAAAAUAAGAGCAACUUCAUGACAGAAGUCCACACCAUUAUUCAUUGAAUGUAACAGUUCUUGCUCAAUCGUUAAAGUCAAUGUUUGGAUUGAUUAUUUGCUUCUUGGAAUAAACACUUUCAGGAAGUGCUGUUCUGGCUUACAGUCUCAAGUUUAUUUGCUAUUUCAUGUCAAGACAGUUUAUAUGAAGAGGUGGAAUGCAUAUAAUUUUGAUUUA